This is a messenger RNA of Fomitopsis serialis, 486 nucleotides long. RefSeq lists its product as uncharacterized. NCBI's taxonomy places the organism in Eukaryota, Fungi, Basidiomycota, Agaricomycetes, Polyporales, Fomitopsidaceae. The transcript is spliced from 4 exons. Bases 1 to 486 code for a protein of 161 amino acids. The record is from RefSeq and is a predicted model, not a curated record.
AUGACUGUGGCUGUCAUUUGGUAUUUCAUCCCAGGCGGGUUCAAGCAUUGUCGCACCGAUUCAGCCAAAAACUCCCUACCCUCAUAUCUGUGGCGGAACGGGACAAUACAUUUCAUCGUUCUGCUCUUUCUCAACCUCGCAGAUAUGGUGCUCGAUGUUAUGAAGAUAUUGUUCCCCGAAGCUGGGUCGAGCAUCGAGGUGUACAGCCCCCUUCCUCUCCUUAUCUUCCCUAUCACAUCCAUCAUCAUCUCGCGCUUCACCCUACAGCUAUGUAAAUUAUAUGUCACAGCUCAAAAUGCCGAACAAUCACUGAUAGUUCCGACCCAUUCCGAGGAGCCGACGACGACGGUUCCUUCUAUGGGUCCGUACACAUCGAUCAACUUGAACAUGAAUGCUUCGCCGCAGAUCCGGACACGCCUGCGCAAUUGGGCUCCGUAUUGGGGUUCCCAGAGGACAUCGAGGCCAAAGACCGUAAAACUCUGGUGA